This is a messenger RNA of Eremomyces bilateralis CBS 781.70, 1707 nucleotides long. RefSeq names its product synaptic vesicle transporter. The transcript has 5 exons. Lineage: Eukaryota; Fungi; Ascomycota; Dothideomycetes; Eremomycetales; Eremomycetaceae. Gene Ontology annotation, biological process: transmembrane transport. The record is from RefSeq and is a predicted model, not a curated record. Bases 1 to 1707 code for a protein of 568 amino acids. Gene Ontology annotation, molecular function: transmembrane transporter activity.
AUGGGCUUAUGGAUUCUCGACGACACGAAGUUGGACCAUGUUCCUGGUACCGCCUUUGUGCUCGACGACGAGGAUCGAAGUCGCAUGAUUCCCGCCGAUCCGAACCUGAAAUACGACCGCUCCGGCAAAACCCCCAUCAUUUUGGUGCCGCAGCCAUCUGACGAUCCCAAUGAUCCGCUGAAUUGGCCGUUGUGGCAGCGCGAUCUGAUCCUGUUCCUCCUCUCUCUGCUUUCGGUUAUUGCCAGUACUCUGUCGCCGGUGUUGGCCGCGAUCACCCUCAAACUCUCCCUACUUUCCGGUCGGACAUUCAACGAUGUGGCGCUGUUGACAGGAUGGCAUCUUCUAGGAGUCGGCGUCGCAGGUUUCCUGUUCGUGCCAUCCGCUCGAGUGUGGGGAAAGCGGCACUGCUACUUGAUCGGCUGCGUGUUUAUCAUCUUUAGUAGCGCCUGGGGUGGAGCAGCCGGGACCGACAACUUCGUCUCCCUGACCUGGGCUCGGGUCUUCCAAGGUGUCGGACUUGCUCCGUUCGAGGCUCUGGUCAAUGCAUCCGUCGGCGAUCUCUAUUUUGUUCACCAGCGCGCAAAACGGAUGGCGCUGUCCAAUCUGGCGCUUUUCGGGGGUGCCUUUUUUACGCCAGUCAUUGUCGGCCGAAUGGCCAAGGACAUGGGAUGGCCGUGGUGUUUUUACUUUGUGGCCAUCUUUUCAGGGGUCAUGCUUCCCAUCCUAAUACUCUUCAUCCCGGAAACGGCAUUCCGCCGGGACGCGAAACUGAACACGGACACGCAGGUCACACUCAUGGGACAGGCCCUGGUGAAUGACGCCGAUAUAGUGAUCGGGGACUCUAACACAAACCCGCAAGAUUCGGUACAUGACAGCAUGGAGAAGCCUUCCAAUGAGUCUUCCGCCGCCCCAGUCCCUGCGGCCGAAUCCACACUACACGGCCAACGAGACUCCUUUGUGAAACGCAUGAUGCCAUUUAACGGGCGAAAGACCGACGAAAACCUUUUCAAACUUUUGCUGCGACCCUUGCCGCUCUUUUUCCACCCGAGCAUUAUCUGGGCGUGUCUCAUUCAAGGGACGCUGAUCGGAUGGACCGUGUUUCUUGGAAUCGUGCUUGCGGCCAUCAUGCUGGGUCCCCCGUUGUUCUUCGACGAGGUCAAAACCGGGUAUAUGUACACGGGCGCGUUUAUCGGUGCCUUCUUCGGAUUCCUGAUCGCCGGAAUCGUCGGCGAUCUGGUUCCAGCGUGGAUGACCAAGAAGAACAAAGGCGUCUAUGAGCCAGAAUUCCGACUCGUGCUCGUUAUUCCGCAGUUGAUCCUGGGGUGCGCUGGUCUCUAUGGUUUCGGGGUUACGGCCAACAAUACAUGGAAAUAUGGUUGGGUCUUGCCGGACUUCUUCUUCGGUUUGGAAGUGGCUGGCAUGGUGAUCGGCGCUGUCGCGAGCGCUUUGUACAUUGUCGACGCCCAUCGCAACAUCUCGAUUGAGGGCUUCACGUGCAUGAUGGUGUUCAAGAAUGUGUUCAGUUUUGGUCUCACCUUCAGGGGCUACCAAUGGCUGGUAGAAUCCGGUAUCAAGCACAUAUUCGUGAUACUGGGAAGCGUUCAAGUCGCGGUGUGUGCUACAACAAUCCUCCUGUACAUCUUCGGAAAGAAAAACCGAAGCUUUUUUGCGCGAUAUGAUAUUUUGAAGAUGUUGAAUCUUUGGUAA